AUGGCGUCCACAAAUAAAAUUCACAACCGAUCGCACAGUUUGUUGCUGCUGCAGAAGCUGUUGAAUCUCCGCGACGCGGCGAGUCCUCUCACCCUCAUCCUGGAUAACCUUGAGCAGCCAGCACAGCCAGUGGUCGACGAAUUUGUUACCCGGGCCAAGAUUUCCAAAACCAAAGUGAUUUUGCUAUCAUUUGCAACGGUCAAAAAGCCCUCGAAUGUGGAUGUGUUUGUCAAGGCGUCAGGCAGAGAUUUAAGAGUGGUAGCGAAGGAAUUGGUUGCGCAGUACCCUGUGUUUAAUCCGACGCAAGGACGGGAGAAGCCAUUACAACGGGCGGUUGUUCUCAUCGAUUCACUCAACAAUCUGGCGUCCACGGCAGCCAGCUCUCUCGCCAGCUUCCUAUCCAGCAUCCUCACGCCAGCAGUAUCAAUAGUAUCCACAUACCACAUCGAUGUGCCGGUGCUACUCCCCCCGUCAUUCAACGAGUACGAACCACACCCCUUCACAAUCCUAAACCACCUCGCUACAGCGAUCCUACGCCUCAGCAGCCUCCCCCAAGAAAUCGAGAGACAAAAAGCGCGUAACCGUGCGGUCCAAGAACCAGAAUGGGGACUCAAAGAAGAGCGCGAAGGCGUCAUCAUAGGGCUCACGUCACGGGGCAAAGAUGAAGAUAGAGGCGUCGUCAUCGGCAUGGAACUCAGGCGCAAGAGUGGGAGGACGGUCACGGAAAAGUUCAUCCUGCAACGGCACGUGGCGGCGUCGAAAUCAGGCACCAGCCGACUCACGCUCUUGACGGAUCAUGCCAUGUUUAAGAUGCCGGAGGCGGAUGCGGCAGAGGAGGAAGAGCCGGAGAGUACGUUUAAUUUGGGGUUGACGGAGAAGCAGAGGAAGGAUAGGGAGGGGAUUGUGUUGCCGUAUUUUGAUGCGCAGACGGAUAUUGGUGCGGGAGAAGGGGGUAGGAUAUUGUACGAAAUGGGGAGGGAGGACGACUUUGACGACGAAGAAGAUGAGAUUUAA
Messenger RNA from Pochonia chlamydosporia 170, 1014 nucleotides. Its product is annotated as killer toxin sensitivity protein (Iki1). The coding region runs from base 1 to 1014 and encodes 337 amino acids. Gene Ontology annotation, molecular function: tRNA binding. Gene Ontology annotation, cellular component: cytosol; elongator holoenzyme complex; nucleus. The transcript is spliced from 3 exons. Gene Ontology annotation, biological process: tRNA wobble uridine modification. The record is from RefSeq and is a predicted model, not a curated record. NCBI's taxonomy places the organism in Eukaryota, Fungi, Ascomycota, Sordariomycetes, Hypocreales, Clavicipitaceae.